GCAGGGGGAGGAGAAUACUUAGCAGCUUUUAGCUAUGUCAUCAGGCACAGGUUUGCUGACGAGGAGGUAACAAAAGUAUUUUGCACAGGUGCAGCAGAGGGUUCUUUCGCCUGCCCUGUUGUUGUGACCCCAUCUAAAGCAUCAUCAACGGUGGCAGGCAGUUUCCUCUCCCCCCCCCUUCCUCUAAAGGGUGAUGGCCUUGAGGUAUCAUCAUUGAGCUGACCGGCCCCGGGUCAUUCAGAAAAUUAAUAAUAUUCUGUCCAUCUGAUUGCAUCUGGAUUCGAACUGGGGUCUGAUUCAUAUUUCAACAGUUCGUGGGCGUACCAUCUGAGCUAGGUCCGUCGGUGGCAGGGAGGAUGUAGAUAGGGUCGGUUUUCAACUUGUGAUAGUGUGCCUCCUAUGGAGAAGGGGCGGGGGUAGGUAGGGGUUGGUAUGCCAAAAUCAGCCGCAGAGGUAGGGGUUGGUAUGCAAAAAUCAGCAGCAGAGGUAGGGGUUGGUAUGCCAAAAUCAGCAGCAGUAGCAACGGCCUCAGCAGUAGCAGCAGCUUCGCCGAGGAACAGAAGAGCUGGUGAAGCAGGGGUGUAGGCAAAAGGCGGCUUUAGCUGUGUAGGAGAGAGAGAGAGAGAGAGAGAGAGAGAGAGAGAGAGAGAGAGAGAGAGAGAGAGAGAGAGAGAGAGAGAGAGAGUGGUGAAUGAAUGUUGAUAGCAUUCUUGGAAGGGUACAGUCUUAUCUUUGUUCUUGUUGUUUUGACAAAAAAAUGAGAAUGGAAAAAUAGUAAUUCUGUCGGUGUCAACCAGUGGCAUGGAGUAAUCGAGGAACUGGGUAGAGAGCUUAGUUUCCUUCGUCCUAGGGGAAGGAAAGAUUUCCUCUUCAGGAAUGUGAAGGGCUCAAGGACUUCCUGUGUAGGAAAUCCACCGCCUGAAGAAUUUCCUGAUCUGGAAAUUCUGUGCUUUUUUUUUUGGUUAUUAGUAUGGGGCUGCUGUUUAGAGAAAGGAGAGCACCUACGCUUUGACCACACAGCUAUGCAUCAUCACCAUACUACUACUCUGAAGAUUUCCAGCAACACACUUGUUCAUCAUCAUCAUCGUCAUCCUCAAUUCAGGGCACGAGUCAGUUGAGGACACGUGUCGAUAUGUCAUUGGUCCAGAAGACGCAGACCGCUUGUAGAUUUUGCGAUGUCCAACGCUUGACUUCUUGCUCCAUCUAGCUCCGCUGUGUGGGGACCACUAGCUCUGCUGUGUGGGGACCACUAACUCUGCUGUGUGGGGACCACUAGCUCUGCUGUGUGGGGACCACUUCCUGGAGGUGGACUUAAGAGUUUUUCAAGUUGCCGUUGAUUAAUAGAGCAGUAGAAAGGAUGGACUAGUCACACACCGAUCUAAUUCUCCUCAGCGGGUAUCAAGUUGCAGAUUUUUUGUUUUUUUUUGUUUUUUUUGUUUUGAUUCGGCAUUUAGGUAGUUUGUCGGUGAAUUGGUUUUCUCAGUUAAUUAAUUAAUUAGUGUAUUUAGAGUCAUUUAGUGAUUCUCGUCUAGUACAGUGUGGAGCUGUGUAGCACUUAGGGACUAGUGUAUAAGAAGAUGGUAGGCCUGAAAGUGCACCCAGAAGGUCUCUGUAUGCCCCCGUCUCAGCCAAAUGGGGGUCCAAAGAGGGUGGAGCGGCGACGGAAGCAAUCUACGUCUCUGGAGCAGGAGGGGGAAUUAAUAUCAAGAAUUCUCCCCGAGGGCAAGAAGAAGGGGUCGGCUCCAGUGCUUUCAUGGGAUCAACAAGUGCAAGAGGCUCCUUCUCCCAAGAUCGCUAAGGGAGGGACACCAUCACGUCUGAGAGCAGCAGCGGACUACCCUCGAGUCCUUGACGCUCCGGUGAUAGAAAGGAAAACCAAAGCCAUGAUGGUGUCGAAGAGCAAGGAGCCAAAAUCAGCAGUGGAAAGUCCCACCAGUGUGAAACGUCGCAAAGCGCAAAUAGUCUCUACUAUGCGGCAAUUAGCAGUGGAUGUGCCGCCACCUCCCUCGGCAUCUCUGUCGUGGGAUGAGCGAAUGCUGAAUUGCUUGCUGAAAUAUGGAGGCAGGAUGGCUGCGUUUCUUCACGUCCAUUUUAAGCAGGUCCUGUCCUGUGUGCUCAUCGCAUUCAUGUGUGUUCUCUGGGCUUGCAAGUACUUCUACCUCCUGUCAAGCGAUAGUAUAAAGUCGUCAAUCGCCGUCCACUUGUCGCUUGCUGUUCAGUUGCUCAUCGACAUCAAGGACGUUUCGAAGCAGUGCGUUGCGAAAACAUUGCAGUCUCCAAAGACAAAUGUUCAGGACAAGCAACUGCCAAAAGACAAGGAGAUAGUAGUGGAGACGUGGGCUGACCUCUGGCAUUACCUGCUGGAUUGCCACUUCAGAGCAUGGGCAGUUGUCUCCAAUGCACUGGACUACAUCGCAAUUCGGUCAAUGAUGGCUGCCGGAGGUUUGUGUAUGAUCCUUGUACUUCCAUUUGCUCUGCUCUUCGCAUUUGCGGCGCUGCUGCUUUGGUAUUAUCGAUGCAUCAUGUUGAGGAUUGCGUGGACGGAGAAGAAGAUCGAAGCUGUCCUCUUCAGAAUCAGGAUGAAGUGGGUUGAGUUGGAAAUGGCUGUGGAGAGAUGGAUGAUGCCUUUCUUACGGGCAGUGCGAUUCUACCGCCGUUCCUUUGUCGAUCAACUAGAGCAAAGGUCAUCUGUUCUGAGGGAGCUAGUUGGCCCGGAGCUGGGUUUCACACUGGCAUUGCUUGCAUCCAUGCUUUGGACUGUAGACGCUUUCAUGGCAGAUGCGCAUCUUGAAAACCAUCAGGAAGAGGACUAUUUGGAGAAGCUGUUCUUUGCGGAAGAAAACCACAACGGCCUGCAACUGCAACUCACAGAAGAUGAGCUUCGACUCGUUGAGGCGAUCCCGGAUGAGCCACGACAAGGCUUCUACCUGGGACCCCACAGCUGUCCUCCUAGCCCAAGGAUCCCCAGACCUGUUCAUCGACAAAAGCGGGAGUGUCUGUAUUUACGGCCAGGGCAGUUGUCUAAGAAAGCGAAUCUCCGACGCAAGCCUGCCGUGGAGGGUUCCUUGCUGGUUCGGUCUACCGCAUCCAAAUCCGCUGCGGAAAUGUCCAAGCUCGGAGGAGGAGGAAAUCCCGCUGAGCUGCAAAGAUCCAACACUGUCAUGGAGAACGUGGGUGUCACGAAAAUUCCACUCGAGGGCUCUGGUGCUUGUUCUGCCAGUGAUUCGAAGGAGUCCACUGCUGCUGGGAACCUGCCGUCGUUGAAGAGUCAAAAACAUGUCAGAAGAGUGGGCUUUGCAGAUCUGUCAUCCUUGAGUUUCCAAGAUCCGGUUCUUUCGGGUGCAGCCAGGGAUCAUCAUGCGGGGAACCUACCAUGCGGAGGAAUCUUGAAGAGGAAGGAGGAAAUGGAAGAAGAGACUGCAGACCAACAGGUUAACAGGUUUAUUAUCUCCAUAAGGGGAGAUCAAUCUGGAAUUCACCCCUGUGAGAGCAGCAGGAUGGAGAAGGGGUUUGCUUCGACGGGGCGCGUGCGGGAGUAUGGAGACGACUGCCAAGCCGAUCCUUUGCCGACUUUCCGAUGCGCCGCGCCAGAGAGACGGCGGCCGUACGGCGCACCGGCAUUAGCACCCGCGUUCCCCAAACCCGCGUUACUGAGCCUGAGGAGAUACAAUAACAGUAGAGUGGAGCGGGAUGCGGAGGUGAGCGGAAUCAAGACUUCUGAUCAAUCUGGAUUGGCGAGGGCGUUUUCGGUGAAGGGCAAAGUGAAACCGGAUGGCGUUGGGAGGGACAGAAAGAUGAAGCGGCUUUACACGUAUCCGAACCGCUGAUUCUACAGGACGGUAAUGUUGAAGUUUGAAGUUUCAUUUUUUUUUUGGUCGACAUUCUAGUGCAUACUCAUACUAGAACUUUUUCCACAAGUCUUUGGACGCGAUCGAGGUCAAAUUCAUCUAGGAUAGGGCGUGAUUGCAGUCCGAUGCAUUCUGGAAAGUGCUAGUGUGAGUAUAUGUCCUUAGCGUGUGAUACUUAGAUUAUUUAUUUCGCGAGUAGGGUUACGGAGGGGUUCGUGAGGGUAUGCCAAUCAGAAGCGUUGGUAUCUGAUCAGGGUAUGCUGAUCUGGAUACCUAGACACUGUACACAGGUCCGCACAGCAGGUAAAUGCGUAUUUAAUUGUAGCUAGCUUGUUGUUCUAUAAGACGUGUAAUCGUUCAGAAGGAAGGCUAAUUUGACCCCGUAGAGUGUGUGCGGUCUUCCAAAAGACCUGUAGCAUAGACAAUUACACCAGGCCAGCAGCACUUCUUUUCUUGGCUUCUUUCUUCCCCCGCCUCCCCCAUACCCCACCCUCCUCCCCCAUGUCAGUGCAGAACUUUCACCCUUCACUUUUUUUCCUGCCGCUCCCACACUUCUUGUCCAGCCCGGGUUGCUUGCACAGUUGCGAAAAAGCCCCCCCUCAUUCUCUUCUCUUUCCCGGCUGCCUCCGUAGUUGACGCUACGGUUUUUUUCUGUGUUGCACCCGCAGCAGGGAUCACGAGGGCGAGAGUGUGUCAAAUUGUCGUUCACCAAUGUUAUCGAUUCCUCGACUGUGUUGCUGACCAGUGAUAGGCGGCAUCUUCUAGUGUCUGUGUGUGCCUAGUGUGUCAGCAUCUUCUAGUGUUUUCCAAUGUUUAGUGUCGCAUCAUCUAGUGUGUCAGCCCUCUUUAGUAUGUCUUUUCCCUGGUGGCCAUUGUUGCCUGCAAUGAAAGAUGUUUUGUCCUGGCCUGGCAUUGUCGCUUGCCUCCCAGGUUUCACAGCUGGAACGGACGCAGGGAGGGACCCUAGCUAGCUAUAGACUUGCGAAGGAGGGACUCGCUUCAUCCCCGGAAGGGCUGAUCUCAGUGUCUCUUCGCUCCGGGAACGGUUUGGUAGUCGGGCGUUCGAUUAGAGACUGGUAGUAGUAGCGAGGACUUUGCGUGCAGAAGUUUGCCAACGUCUGUUGACCUUAGUCUAUCUGCAUGUUGUUCCUGUCCAUGGACUAGGAGGAUGAACCUGGACCUGUAUCUGCAUGUUGUUCCUGUCCCUGGAGACAGGAGGAACAUCUGAACCUGGACCUCUGUCUGCCUGUUGUUCCUUUCCACGGAGACAGGAGGAGCAUCUGAAGCUGGGGCAGAAAGGGGAAGAGGAGGAGGAAUGAGAGGUGCAGUCGGAUUGGUUAUGGGUCUCUCGAUAGUCAGGAUUGCCCAUCUAAAAAGACUGUGUUAAACCACCAGUACUUCCAAAAGUCGCGUAGCGUUAACGCUAUGCGAUUUUAGGAAACGUGCGGGCCACUACAGGAGCGCCCAAAUUCAUCCAACUAGAAACGUUUCUACUCUUAUUUUUUUCCGCGGCCGAUAGCUGGGCCAAGUACUGGUGGUUUAAAUGGCACCGGUGUGUUGUAGAAGUUUUGAGCUCUGAAGUUUUGAGCUCUGGAAAGGUCCCCGAUUCCUGCUCGUUUCGAAAAGGGGGUCUCCCUCCCCCCCCCUUCCCCCCUGCUUUGUGUCUUACGCACUAAACUGUCUAGGUUGGUCACGUAGGAGUCGUCCUUGGUGGUUAAUGGUAAUCUCUGAUACCACUUCCGGCUAUCGUAGAGAUCUGACCUGAUAUCUCUGUCCCUGCCACAGGAUCCUGGCAGCAGCAGCAGCAGUGAGCAAAGCAAAUGAUAUAUGGAUACCAAAAUUGCAUGUCGGUCACCACCACAUCAGUCGUCGACUGAAUACCGUUACGGCAUUGCGCUUGCUGAAAUGGUUCGCCGUCCCCUUCUUAGUUGUCGUUCGUCCACCGUAUCGUUUCGCUUGCCAUCCAUUGUGGAACACGCCACAUCGCGGGUCGUCCUCGUCGUCCUCGGUGCAAAAAAAGAAUGGUCCUCCUGGGACCUGUGGGGUCCUGGGGGACCAUGUGCUUUUAUUCCCGGUUAUGUCUCGGUGGAUUACUGUAUCUGCUAUGUCCCUUUCGCUGUGUAGUUUGUCUCCGUUCCUCUCCAACCAUUUUUUUCCCUUUGGUGCUAUGCCCUUUUGCUUAUCCGUCCUCUUGAAUGAGAGAGGAGAGGCACGUGUCUGCAUGUGUGUGCAUGCGUUGUUGAGGGUAGGGAAGGAAAGGAUGCCCUGGUUAGGGCCUUGGAGGGUGUACUCGUAGAGACGAGUUUCGAGAGACAGAAUCUGGCCAUGAUUCCACUCAGUCACAUUCGUGAAAGCGCUAGUUCUUUUGAGUAUACCCUUAGGGCAUUCUCACAUUAGGACUUUUUAACUCGAUUCUGGGCGUGAUUGCCGUCAGACACAUCCAGGUCUGGCCUUAAUUGCGGUCAGAUAUGUUGAAGAUAGUGCUAGCGUGAGUACGCCCUUAGAGACUUUUUCCUGUGGGCAGCGUUUCACCGCACACCAUCUCGUCUUCAAAAUUGCCUGUCGAGGUUCGCUUGCCUUCUGCUGCGCCACGAUCGUCUCCCGCUGUCGGAUAAUUGCCGCUCACUUCGCAUCGUCAUAAUUGUGCCAUUUUUUUUGUGUCAAGUCAAUGUCGUCGAGACUUUUCCCCAAGCAGAGAAACCACUACACAACAUGCAGAGGUUACUUCUCGUGCGCCCUGCUUGCCGUCCUUGCCGUCCUUGCCGUACUAUCUUGCUUUGACUCAAUCCUGUACCUGCUGCUGCAAGGUUUAUGUGCGCAUGCGGUUCUUCCAGCGAUUGCUCAAGAUUACCAUCAGAGUCAAUGGUCACCUAAGUCAAAGGAGCUGCCUGUGUGAGGAGCUGUCCGCUGCAAUUUGUACGCGUCUUUUUGCACACACGGCUAGCAUUUUAUAGCGUGUGUAGGUUGUCCUGCUCGUAAAUCCACAGAACCUGCGCUCAACAAUCAUCGAAAAGCUUCUGCCUUUGCAAGCAAGUGUUGAGACACUGUCCUUGUGUGUGGUGCUCAAACGUUUGUGCGAGUGCAAACGUGUGGGGAAUCUAAUUGAAAAAUCUGGGGUUAGCGACCGCAUGGCCGUCUGGUUGUGUUUGCGUAUGUUUGUCUGUUUUCCUGAACCACUCCUCUCUGACUACUUACCUCCGGUUGUGACGUGCGUCUGCAAACACCAUUGGAGGUUCAUCCCAACUAUAUGGAGACAAACUGGAGGUCACUCUAUAACGUCUCUCUCUCUCUCCCUCUUCCCCCGUCUCCCUCUCCCUCUCUCUCUGUCGUUCUCUCCCCAUCCUCUGUGUGUGUGUGUGUGUGUUUGUGUUCGUGUUCGUGUUUGUGUUUGUGUUCGUGUUUGUGUUUGUGUGUGUGUGUGUGUGUGUGUGUGUGUGUGUGUGUGUGUGUGUGUGUGUGUGUGUGUGUGUGUGUUUUGGUGGUAUAUGCCUGUACCUAUUGUUGAGUAUUUUAAUCCAGAGGCCUGCCUAGGGCAUCGGUGCACAUACUUUCCCGCUUGUCUGUCUAGUGCUCCUUCCUCUUUCAGUACCUUCGUCUUGCUCGCUGGCUUCUUGGAGCGGAGCUGCAGAGUUUUGUGAAAGUUUUCGUACGUUACGAUGCGUACGCCAUGUCUAUAUUUAUUCUUAUGCCUUCAGUAGAUAAGGCAUGAUGCAAAUAUCACAGAUGUCACAGGUCAGACGAGUUCUUGAUACUUUUUCAGGCUGUACUUUGGGAGACUUGCGUCUUGUAGCAGUUUUGACAGUAGUUCGGUGAGAAAGUGUCUGCCCCUUUUUCCUAUGCCGUGCACCAGGCGGUCAUUUGUACGCUAGAGGGUUUUUACUUUUUUCUUUUGAGCUCUGGUAGCAGGGCAUGGAGGCUCUUGUUGUUCGACAAUGAUGAGGGUGAUGCCUUAGUUCCCUUUUUCGACUCAUUUUUUUGGGUCUAGUGUUUUUUUUUUUUUUUUUUUUUUUUUUUUUUUUUUUUUUUUUUUGGGGGGGGGGUGCCGUCGAAAUUUCGAAUCAUCGUCAAGGUUUCUGCAUCGCAGGGAUCUGAGCUGGAGGAGAAAAUUCGAGUGCAAGAUCAAGGCUGUGCUCCUCAGACGCAGAGGAGAUGACUUUUACUUUGUGAGGAGCAGGCAGUCUCUCCCCCCCUCUCUCUCUCUCUCUCUCCUUGUUGUCCAUCUCUCUCUCCCUCUCGUUCUCUCUCCCUCUUUCUCUGUGUAGAGUAUGUGCAUGACAAGACAGACCUGCUUAAGUUCGUCUGCUCCUUCGCAUACAUGGGCAAAAUUUGUGAGUGAAGGGUGAAGGAUGCAGUGUCUGUCAGGUUAUCCCCCACUUCGCUCUCUCUCUCUCUCUCUCUCUCUCUCUCUCUCUCUCUCUCUCUNCUCUCUCUCUCUCUCUCUCUCUCUCUCUCUCUGUGCGUAGAAUUAGCAAAACAAGACAGACCUAUUCAGGUCAUUUGCUCCUUUAAAGGUGUGGCCAAGACGUU
This is a messenger RNA of Chara braunii, 8375 nucleotides long. The record is from the annotation of a GenBank genome assembly. Lineage: Eukaryota; Viridiplantae; Streptophyta; Charophyceae; Charales; Characeae.